AUGGCCAGCGCGGAAUACCAGCCGCUCAAGAGCGAUGAACCCGCCUUCGACCACCUGCAGCACUCCCCUGCACCCCGCAGCGUGUCGCGCUCUCGUCGCAUCGCGAUCUCCCAGUGCGCCGCGAGCGGCCCACCCCCCGCCUCGCCCCCUGCGCCCGUCAACCUCUGGGCCUCCCUCACCGUCCCGGAGACGACCGCAAUUGCCGAUUGGCUCGACGCCCCUCCACGCGCACUCAACCUCACCCCCGGCACGUCUGCGCACAUCUCCGACAACUACAUCUACCACAUCGGCGCAUGGCGCCCCGCCAAGGCCGACGCGCUCGCGUACCUCACGGACCCGAAGGGCACCGCGCCUCCCGACCGCUACGCGCGGGUGACGAUCCACCACGGCGCAGCGGAGGCCCCGAAGGUGCAGGACUACCUGGUGGGCCCGCUGCCGGUGAGCAGCGAGACGGGCAUGCGCCCCCUGACGGAGGUCUACCACCGGCCAGAGGUGCCGUACAACGCGCGCGGGUACACGACCCUCGCGGAGAUCCAGCCGAUCCUGAUCGACGUGAUGCCCAAGAUGGCGGAGGCGACUCAGGAACUGUUCGGUGGAGUCGCGCUUGGCCUCGCGAACGACACCCUUGUCGGAGGCGCAACGGGCCCGCUGAGCUUCGACGGCUCGUUCCGGCGGGGCUGGAUCAACUGGCGGCGAAACGUCCCUGGGCUAUACCUCCACCCCGUCGGCUUCUUCCUCUACGUCGAUAUGACGGGGACGGAUCCCAAGGAAUGGGAGCUCCUCAAGAUCGUAUACAACCACCAAGUGUUCGAGUCCGUGGACGACUUCAUGGACGCGUUCCGGAACGGGACGCUCAAGCGCCUCCCCGCGCGCCCGGACAGCCACGAUGUCGAUUGGACGACGCGCAAGCGACCCGACAGCCCCCGCCGCGACCUCGACCACCUCCCCGGGCCGCGGUCGGUGUCGUUCGCGGGGUUGCGCUUCCGGGUGGACAGCAAGACGCAGUACGUGAGCUGGAUGGGCUGGGGGAUGUACCUCGGCUUCGACCGCGACAUGGGCCUCAGCCUGUGGGACAUCAAGUUCCGCGGCGAGCGCGUCAUCUACGAGCUCGCGCCCCAGGAGGCUAUCGCCCAGUAUGCGGGCAACGACCCGAUGCAGAGCACAACGGCUUGGCUGGACAGGUUCUUUGGUAUGGGCGGCUCCGUACGUGACAUGCUCCCUGGGUAUGACUGCCCGCAUGAGGCAGUGUUCCUCCCCGCGACGACUACCAGCUUCGCGGGCUCCAUCACGCGCGAGAGGGCUAUCUGCAUCUUCGAGCACGACUCAGCGCGCCCGAUCACACGCCAUAUGGGCUACUCGGAGGCGGAGUUCGGCGCUGUGCGUGGGUACAACCUCGUCGUGCGCUCCAUCUCGACCGUGGGCAACUACGACUACUUAUUCGACUACAUCUUCCACCUCGACGGGACGAUCGAGGUGCGCUUGUCUGCCUCGGGCUACCUGCAAGGUGGCUUCUGGGAGCCUAGUCAAGAGGGUUACGGUACCGCCAUCCGGGACACGACCAUGGGCUCGCUGCAUGACCACGUGAUCAACUACAAGGUCGACCUGGACGUCGCGGGCGAGAGGAAUUCGCUCCUGUUCACGCACACGCACCAAGAGGAGAUCGAGCAGCCGUGGUUCGAGGACGACUGGGGGAGCACGGUGCUGCAGCAAAAGAUCACGCGGACGUUCGUCGAGAACGAGGACGACGCGCUGUUGAAGUUCCCGUACAACUUCCAGGGCGGGUACUCGCUCGUCAACCGCGACGAAAAGAACAAGUGGGGUAUCCCGCGCGGGUAUGCGAUCCAUCCGGGAUAUAACCCCGUCUACAACACGGUCGUGGGCUCGAAGCGCCUGCUGGAGAACGCGAACUGGGCGCGGUACAACCUCGCGGUGAGCAAGCGGAAGGAGACGGAGCCGACGAGCAGCAGCAUGUGGAACCAGAACCUGCCCGGCGACCCGAUGGUCAACUUCCACAAGUUCUUCGAUGGCGAGAACAUCACGCAGGAGGACCUCGUCGCGUGGGUGAACGUCGGCACGCACCAUCUCCCGCAGGCGGAGGACUCGCCGAACACGCGGACGAAUCUUGCCGCGUCCAGCUUCUUCAUCACGCCGCUGAACUACUUCGACUUUGACGUGUCGAUGGAGAGCUCGAACGCGAUCCUGCUCGCGCCGCCGAAGACCCCAGGCGACGCGUGGGGCUACGACGACUUCGGCGUGAAGGACGCGAACUGCGUGCCGGGCCCGGUGCCGCCAUUUGAGUACAGGGGCGUGCAGGCGUUCUCGCUCGACGGGAAGCUCGCGCCGCCGGAGAGCGCGGACGAGAUGCGGAAGGGCGCGGAGAUGUAUCAUCGCAUCAAGCUGGAGCUGUAGAGCGGGCACAGUACGAGCUGAUGAAACAAAUGAGGUUGUACUUUCUAUAUGUUCUGAUUACUGUCACGCGUUGGGUCUUCCUGGAGCGGCGGGAUGAGCAUGCUCGCGCGAGUGUAUAUAGUACACUUUCGAACCCAG
Fomitopsis serialis is the source of this 2547-nucleotide messenger RNA. Its product is annotated as amine oxidase catalytic domain-containing protein. Gene Ontology annotation, molecular function: quinone binding; copper ion binding; primary methylamine oxidase activity. Gene Ontology annotation, cellular component: plasma membrane. Bases 1 to 2409 code for a protein of 802 amino acids. Gene Ontology annotation, biological process: amine metabolic process. The transcript has 12 exons. The record is from RefSeq and is a predicted model, not a curated record. NCBI's taxonomy places the organism in Eukaryota, Fungi, Basidiomycota, Agaricomycetes, Polyporales, Fomitopsidaceae.